CUUGGUGAACAAUGGCUACAGUCAAUGCUAGCACAACAGCUAGCUCACUGAUGGAGCAAGCUGUCAAACCCGUGUGAAUGCAGUUAACGCUAAUUAAGACGUUGAAUGUUAAUGAUUCAGACGUUCUUUAGCCUCAGCAAAGCACUUUUAUUAGCAUGUUUACAGACGAAGCUCUGGACUCAGUGAGUAUUAAGUCUCUGUGGAGGAACUCUCAGCAGUCGGCGCAGGACUCGAGAGGCUGCCAGACCAAAGCUGUGCACAGUGCUGAGGCAGAGGUCCAGACUGUGUCGACUACCAUCAGCAGCACGCAGACGGACCCACUGUACCAGGCGACAGAGCAGCUCUUCCAACAAAACCAUGAGGAGCCGGAGCCACCAGGCCUGAAGGACUUCCUGCAGAGGGUUGAGGACGUGGUCGUCAGGGAGCUGGUCAGAAAUACCAGGAGUCACGCCUUCGAUGGGUUCCAGGUGAACUGGGAAGACCACAGUAAUCUGGUUUCAUGCCUCCAUUGCCUUCAACAUCCCAGCGCUGUAGAAAGGGGUCUUCAUGUAACCAGUGUGUCCUGGAGUUGUACAGGUUCAGUUAUUGCCUGUGCCUACGGUCGGAUUGACGAUGGAGACUGGAGCACCGAGAGGUCUUGCGUCUGUACGUGGAACCUGGACCGCCGAGGCCUGAACCCCAAACAAGCUGAUCUGGUCGUAGAUGUUCCCACUGCAGUCACUGCCCUGUGCUGCCACCCCCAGCAGCCCGCCCUCAUCGCAGGCCCGAGGCAGCAACACUGUGGGUGUCACCUCCUUGGCUCUGUCUCCCUGGGACCCCGACACCUUCCUGGUGGGCUCUGAGGGCGGCCUGCUGCUCAGAUGCUCCUUCUCCUCCAAGAAGCCGGCUGCAGCGCCCUCAGAAGGCCAGAGUGUGACACCAAGGGCCCCAGCUGUCUUCUCGUUCAGACCCCGCAGUGGCCCCGUCCACUCCAUACACUGCUCCCCUUUCCACAGGAACCUGUUUGUGAGCGCAGGGACAGACGGGCUGGCCCACCUCCACUCUCUGCUGCAGGCCGACCCGCUGCUCUCACUCAGGGUCUCAGACUCGUACGUGUUUCAAGUGGAGUGGUCUCCAACCAGACCGCUGGUCUUUGCUGCAGCCACCGGACAAGGUGAGGUGCACAUAUUGGACCUGGGCCGCAGGUCUCUGAGGCCGGCAGCCACCAUCGAGCAGGGUGCUGCAGGCCAAGCUGCGACUUGUUUGGCCUUCAACCGUCAGAACGCCCACCUCCUGGCGGUGGGGAAAACAGACGGGACAGUCAGCGUUUGGCAGCUGAGUGCAGAUUUGACGGAGCAGAGCCCCAGAGAGAGCAGCCAGCUGGAGCAGAUAGCCAAUCAGGUGGCAGAAUGAGACAUUAGCCUGGGAAAAGAAGACUGCUCACUGACUGAUUUAUGUGAACUGUUUU
Morone saxatilis (striped sea-bass) is the source of this 1447-nucleotide messenger RNA. RefSeq names its product dynein 2 intermediate chain 2 (gene dync2i2). Gene Ontology annotation, molecular function: dynein light chain binding; dynein heavy chain binding. Gene Ontology annotation, cellular component: ciliary plasm; cytoplasmic dynein complex. Lineage: Eukaryota; Metazoa; Chordata; Actinopteri; Moronidae. The record is from RefSeq and is a predicted model, not a curated record. Gene Ontology annotation, biological process: intraciliary transport.